AUGACCUUUAAUUCGGACGAAAUUGCAUUCGUCAUUCAGGAAUCUGUCUACAAGCACUUGAGGGAUGAACUGGUACAUCACGGAGCCGGAGUGGCAGCGAUGCUUGUCUACCAGUUCGACAGUGUUUGCAAAGACGUGAUACAGGGCUCCAUCUGGUCUGCUCAAAAGCUCUUAACAACAGAGCCAUCCUCCUCGUUUAUCGCAAGCAAGGCAUCUGCAGGGGGCAAAAGCCUGCUCGUCGAUGUCCUCUACAAUGACGCCCCUUUUCGAUUAGUUUUGAGGGCUUAA
Molecule: messenger RNA, 288 nt
Organism: Protopolystoma xenopodis
Lineage: Eukaryota; Metazoa; Platyhelminthes; Monogenea; Polystomatidea; Polystomatidae
Source: the annotation of a GenBank genome assembly